Messenger RNA from Gambusia affinis (western mosquitofish), 2871 nucleotides. RefSeq names its product DnaJ (Hsp40) homolog, subfamily C, member 22 (gene dnajc22). Bases 195 to 1211 code for a protein of 338 amino acids. NCBI's taxonomy places the organism in Eukaryota, Metazoa, Chordata, Actinopteri, Cyprinodontiformes, Poeciliidae. The record is from RefSeq and is a predicted model, not a curated record. The transcript is spliced from 4 exons. Gene Ontology annotation, biological process: endocytosis. Gene Ontology annotation, cellular component: plasma membrane; early endosome.
CGUUCCAUAUCUAGGCUGCUGUGCAAUCUUAUUGUCAUGAUCCAAAGUCCAACUGUUGCAACAACGUGCUGCUACUUCAACAGCGGAAAGCACUGAAAAGGAUUUCUGAGGAUAAGGAUUUUUAAACUAAGGACUACGCACUAAACAAGGAUGACAACUCAGGAGAGCAGGAACUGAUCCACUGCUACAACAGUAUGGUGAAAAGAGUCCUAGUAGCCUACGCCCUGUGGGCGAUGGGUGGGCCUUUGGGUCUUCACCAUCUCUACUUAGGAAGAGACAGCCAUGCUCUGCUGUGGAUGCUAACUCUGGGAGGUUUUGGCUUUGGCUGGGCAAGAGAGUUCAUACGUAUUCCAGCUUAUGUCAGCGAGGCUAAUCGAGAUGCAAAAAAAGAAAGAGGGCCGCCCAAAGAGGGACUCCCACCUGUUAGCCCCGUCAGAUUUGCUGGGCAGGUGUGUGUUGGGAUCUACUUUGGCAUAGUGGCUCUCAUUGGACUAAACUCCCUCAGUUUCUUCUACUUGAUCGUUCUGCCCCUAAGCGUGGGUGCAGGGGUUCACUUGGUGUCCAGUGUUGGUCAACAGACUGCAGAUCUCCAAAAAACCCUCACUGCGUGUCUUGUAACAUCACCGAUAUUCUACGGCAGCUCUCUCUCACCUCUUCCUAUAAGCUUGGCUGCUAGCAUCACUGCUUCACAGCACCGCAGGUUCAAACCACCGAAAGCCCCUGGCAGCCAGCAGAAACUAGGUCCACGGCUUUACAGGAUUGGUCUAGCUUGGCUUGCCUUCUCUGCUCCACUGGGUUAUUGUUUUUUUUACAACACUACAGCCACACUGUAUUACCUGUCUGACUCAAUAGCUGCACUGCUGGAUAUUUUCUGGUUCCUGCCUUGGCUCAGAAGUGUGCUGGAAUACUUUCUUUUAAUGCCAUACCGCGUCCUGUGUGCACUGACUGGAGGGGGGUACCACGAAGAGGCUUGGAGGAAGGUGCUGGAAAUACUGCUGAAAGAGUACACACACAAAGAAAAAGAGGCGCUAAAGGUGUUGUCAUUGGAGACGGAGGCGUCUCUUGAGGAAAUAACUCGAAGUUACAGGGAGCUGGCCAAGACAUGGCAUCCAGACCACAACCCUAACAACGAUGCUGAGAAAAUGUUCAUGAAGGUCCAGGAAGCUUAUGAAGUCUUGAUGCGAUGGCACAAACCCCAGAGAUUCAAAUAGUAGCGCUAUUUUUCUUACAGAUUGGCCAUCAUUGAGUUUAAAAAGAAGAUCUGUUUGUGGAUACAUGACGAUUCACUUGUACAGAGAUAUAUGUCUUGUUUAUUGAGCAUCUCUCAGUUGCAGUUCCUGCAAUAAAUUGUCAGUUGGUUUCAAAUACAUUUUGCAGGGUUUGUAGGACAUGUUAUUAUGCUGAUAUGCAUUUCUUAAGCAAGGUUUGAGUGUUCUUUGUUUGUUUGUUUGUUUGUUUGUUUGUUUGGAAGAUACAUCAUCAUCACUAAUCCUUGUGGACUGAUGGAACAAGAAAAGUGUCUAAAAUAUCAAUGUCCACUGUUGCAUUUGCUGCCUUCCGGGCAAAUUUACCUGUCUCUACAUUGUCCAUACAUUUGGAAAUUUGGGAAAUGUAUUUUUUAUCAGGCAGGCAGCUUCACAUGUUCCAUUUGGCACCAAACAACAUUCUGACUUCAUCUUCAUGUUUCUAGAUGCAGAUUCACAUUUGGGCCUUUCUGCAUGUAAAUCCCAUUUCAUCUUCAUUAUCUCUUUCAGUUCUGUGUUCUGAAAGGAAGCAUGCUUUGAAAUCUGCCUUGAUGGGUUUUUUUUUAUUUGCCUUUUCUCCUACAGCCAAAACCAUGCAUGUUAUGUUAAUUGCAGGUUCUAAAUUGCACUAAGGUAUGAAUGAGUGGCUGUUUGUGACACCUGUCUCUAUUAUGGCCCUGUGAAGGACUUGUCUCUUGUACAUGCUGUAUUCUGGAUGUCUACUAUUCCCCAGUGGACAUAGAAAAUAGCUCCCCUGUGACACAUAAAGCAAGUAUAGACAAUAUACUUGCUUUAUAUUAGCAAGUAUAUUAGCAAGUAUAUUGCUAACAUAACAUUUAGUAUGUGCUAACGCAACAUUUAUUGUCUAUACUUGCUUUACUUAUAAAGCAAGUAUAGACAGUAAAUGGAUGGUUAAUUUUUCAUCUGGCAUGGUCUCUUGAUGGAAUUAUGUUUCCUGUCAGUCAGAGAGAUGCAACACCUUGAAUGGCCUCCUAUUGCUUUCUUUUAACUUCACACUCAUUUGAAGACUUAUAGACUUGUGCAGGUAUUUGUUUCAGAAGUGCAAAAGAUAAGAUAACUCUUUAAUUCUAUUGUUUAGCUGGGUGAUUUAAAAAUGUUUUCUCUAUUAGAUUUUAAAAGGAUAUAGAAUAGAAAUGUCAGAUCAAUUAUUUGGAGUUAUGUUUGUACAAAGCCAUGCUGUUUAAAUUUAUUAAAUACAUUUCUGUAAUUAAUAUUUUUCUCAAAACUUGAACAUCAUCCAAUUCAUAACAGAAUUAUACUUUGGCUAAUACAAUAGAAUUUUACACCUGUUAGAUUGUGUCAAAAACCCCCACAAAAAACAUUUUGCUGCCAUCUUGUGGUACAAAAGUAAUAUUAAAAGAAACAACGUCAUUACUAAUUUUUACCUGCUGUCAUUAUCGGAUGUAUCAGCAGGUACUAUACAUGUUUACUUAUAAGUGUUUAUAAUGAUCAAGAUAAGUGCAAAUAAUAAAAAUAACAACACACAUUUCGGGCCUUUACUUAACACUUGUUGCUGGUUUGCUAGAUGGAUAGCGCUCAAAACACACAUUCUCACUGUGAUUGUGUAAUUUCUAAGAGGCUAUGUUGCUAUAAAACUAUAAACGUC